AUGUCGGAAUUAUCGACCAAGGAAGAUCACCAUUCCCUUGAGACUGUGCCGGAGCGAGAAUUGACCUUGCCUUUGCAGCCAACGAGACGUGACGCGGCUCCGGUCGUCUUCAAAGACUCGUUUGGCCCUAUGGGAAAAGAUGGCCAGCGAGCGUCUGUUGCUGUGUCCAAUUCCUCCAACGGUUCUCACCGUCCGACCGAACCUCUUCGGCGACCAUCUUUGAUCCAAUUCAAUACUGCGCCAGCAGAGGACACGAUCAGGAGGGAGAGCGUGGCUGCAGGGAAAUUACAAUCGAUGGAAGCGAGGAAGAUGUCGGUAGGAGAGAGGAGGACUUCGGAAGGAGGGCGGAGAAUGUCAUCACCACCCCCCAAAAGCACAUAUCAGCGAGGAGUCUCCUUCGACACCUUUGAUAACCGUGACGCUACAGACUUCUCCCUCACACUCAAUUACAAACAUCGGAACCACCAGAGCACUCGUCGCAGCCGAACGUUCCUCUGUGGCACGGAUCAAAACGAUUAUUCUGAGUUUGCCUUGGAAUGGUUACUUGAUGAGCUGGUUGACGAUGGCGACGAAAUUGUGUGCUUACGCGUUGUGGAGAGGGACUCGAAGCUCGCGAGCGAUACAAGCGUGCAGCAGGGAAGAUAUCGCCAGGAAGCUCAAAAGCUGAUGGACUGGGUCAUUCUAAAGAACAGCCAAGAGGGAGAAAGGGCUAUAAGCCUGGUCUUGGAGCUCGCCGUUGGCAAAGUGCAAGAUGUGAUACAGAGGAUGAUCCAGAUCUAUGAACCUGCCGUGCUCGUGGUGGGUACCAGGGGCCGGAACCUGGGUGGCAUGCAAGGUCUCCUUCCAGGAUCAGUUUCCAAGUAUUGCCUUCAACAGUCUCCAAUACCUGUUAUUGUAGUUAGGCCAUCUACCAAACGCCUGAAGAAAAAGAAGAAGCGGAUGGCUGACCCGGCCCGUCGCAACUACAACUCGAUCCUCGAAAAAGCUCGGGGGGGCUAUUCUCUAGACAAGACCGCUCGAAACAGUAUUAUCGGACCUUUACCCUCGGCCACCGACCAAGAGGCAGCCGCUGUUGCCAAAGCCAUAGGAGUGCCCAAGAACUUCGAAGCUUCACCGUUGUCUCGAGGGGUAUCAUCCAAGACUGAUGCGAGUGAAAGGAGCGCAAGCCCUAGACCAGUCAGCCCGGCUCCAUCUAACGUGGUGAUGAAGAGUCCAAACUUAAGUCCCGUCGAUAGCCCAGAAGUCAGUGAUGGAGAUAGCGAUGACGCCAGCUGGACGCGGUCGCCGAAAGUAGGGCGACGAGCUGGAAAGGCGAGGGGAGCAACUGUUGAUGAGGUGGAUCCCAGCCGGGACCCGCCCUGGCUAGCUGCCAUACUUGCAAGUGACACUCGCAAGGUGUGA
Endocarpon pusillum Z07020 is the source of this 1401-nucleotide messenger RNA. RefSeq lists its product as uncharacterized. NCBI's taxonomy places the organism in Eukaryota, Fungi, Ascomycota, Eurotiomycetes, Verrucariales, Verrucariaceae. The transcript is spliced from 3 exons. The record is from RefSeq and is a predicted model, not a curated record. Bases 1 to 1401 code for a protein of 466 amino acids.